Molecule: messenger RNA, 3879 nt
Organism: Scaptodrosophila lebanonensis
Lineage: Eukaryota; Metazoa; Arthropoda; Insecta; Diptera; Drosophilidae
Gene: Su(z)12
Product: polycomb protein Su(z)12
Exons: 7
Coding region: 435-3182 (915 amino acids)
Cellular component (GO): ESC/E(Z) complex; nucleus
Molecular function (GO): chromatin DNA binding
Source: RefSeq, a predicted model, not a curated record
UUAUAUAUACUGCUAUGUUAAGAAAUACUUUUCAUAUUCUUAUGUGCUGUUAACGCUAUGUUAACUUAAGACCUGUCUCCAUUUAACAACACUGAAGAUCACUAGGUUGGCAGCUCCACGUGCAAUGCGUCCUUAACAACACCAGUAACGCUGCAACAAAGCAGAAGGUUUCGCGCCGAAAAAGAAAACAGCAAAAACAUACUAAACACGCGAAAAUAUUUAAAAGUUGAUGUUGAUUCGCCAACGCAACAUGCAUAUGUAAAAAAUGUGCUAACACUUCAGUGCAGCCGUAUUGAGCGCAAAAAUCUUGCGGUAAGGGCAGCACCAGAAGCAGCAGCGAAGUGUGCGGUUGGGUGUGAGUGCAUGUGUGUGAGGAGUGAGCAAGCGGCGUUUGACAAAUAGUCCAGACACAGACACCCACACUCGUUUGCACAAUGGCACCAACAAAAAAACGCGAAAAGGAAAGUCCAGAUGGCUCUGGCACUGCAGUUAACACAAAUGGGACCAACGGACAACAUGGCUGUGCAAGUACACCAACAACUCCGUCUGCAACAAAUGGUGGGGCAAUGACGCCAACGGCUGCUUCGGUGGCGGGGGUGGCUGUGCCUGUGAAUGUGUCAACAGCUGAAUCCGUUAAGCUUAAUGGACAUCAACAAGAGCAGGAACUCUUUUUGCAGGCAUUUGAAAAGCCCACGCAGAUCUACCGCUAUCUACGAAAUCGUCAUGAGACAAACCCAAUUUUUUUGAAUCGUACUCUUAGCUACAUGAAGGAGCGGAUGUCGCGAAACAACAAAAAUCGCGCGACAUUCAAAAUCAACUCCAUACUGGACAGAAUAAUGCAAAAGUCUGAAGCUGUGACACAAAACUACCUGCACAUAAUCUACGAUUCACUGCACGAGAAGCUCAAGUCGGAACAAACGGAGCUGGAACUGCAGGAGCAGCUCCUCUGCCAGGCGGGAGAAAAUGUGUGCGUGGAGACCACACUGUACAAGAUAACACGCAGUAAGCGCAAGGAUAGCACUCUGGACUUUCAGGAGCUGCUGAGCAAGAGCUCGCAAAUCGUAUAUAAUCCGAAGGAGCGGAUUGGCGAGCAUGCCACAAUCAGCAUACCUUUACAAACCAUGCGACCAAUGGGUGAGCAGCAUACGCUUUACAAGCUGCUCUUUCGCAUUAAGAUGCUGCAGGCGGCAUGCAACGAUGAGAAUGCAGCAGCCACACCAAACAAACGCUCACGCAGCAAUGAGAAGAUGUAUGGCUCCGAGCUGAUACUUUAUGAAAAGUCCAGCGGUUUCAUUACCGAGGGCGAAUAUGAGGCCAUGCUGCAACCGCUCAACUCGUCCAGCAUUAAAUCCUUCUCACCAAAGAAAUGCACCUGGGAGACCAUGCCGGACAGCUACAUUCCCCUCUCGCUGACAUACGACGUGUACCAGCAGAGUCCCAUGCUAAAAUUCCACUUGACCCUGUCCAAUGAAGAGCUACCGUCAGUCAUAGCCGCGCCGGAGCUGCAGCGUUACGUCACGCAUCUGAACUACACGACAUCGGCACUCGAUGUGGAUGCUGACAACAACAAUUGCAGCCACAAGAAUGGCAAUAACAACGGCGUCAUCUGCAAAUCUACGCCGGAGCACAUUCAAAUCGUAUACAAUUUCAUGUACAGCAACAAUACGCGUCAGCAAACGGAAUAUACCCAGGAGUUGAACUGCCCAUGGUGUGGUCUAGACUGUCUGCGUCUCUAUGCCCUGCUUAAGCAUUUAAAGCUUUGUCACGCACGCUUCAACUUCACCUACCAGCCAGCGGGCAAUGGGGCUCGCAUCGAUGUGACAAUCAAUGAUGCAUACGAUGGCUCAUAUGCAGGCUCACCUUACGAUUUGGCUGGACCCUCAGGUUCGUCUUUCGCUCGCACCUGUGGUCCCGUGCGUCGCACAUCGGUGACUAGCUUAAUGGUGUGUCGACCACGUCGCCAAAAGACGUGUCUUGAUGAGUUUUUGGAGCUAGAUGAGGAUGACAUAACCAACCAACGGUCAUACAUUACUGGCCACAAUAGGUUAUACCAUCACACGGAGACUUGCCUGCCUGUCCAUCCUAAAGAGCUGGAUAUUGACUCUGAGGGCGAGAGUGAUCCGCUUUGGCUGCGUCAAAAGACCAUUCAAAUGAUUGACGAGUUCUCUGAUGUCAAUGAGGGCGAGAAGGAGCUGAUGAAGCUGUGGAAUUUGCAUGUGAUGCGUAACGGCUUCGUCGGCGACUGUCAACUGCCACUAGCAUGUGAAAUGUUCCUCGAUGCCAAGGGGCACGAGAUUGUGCGCAAGAAUCUCUAUCGCAAUUUUAUUCUGCACAUGUGUUCGCUCUUCGACUACGGCCUGAUUGCAGCGGACACGGUCUACAAAACUGUGCAGAAGCUGCAGGGGCUCUUGAGCAGAUACGCUGCCGGUCAGGAGUUGAUGCAGCGACAGCGUGAGGCGCAACUUAAGUACUGGCUGGAAGUGGGCAUGCAUAAGAAGCAGGACGAGCAGAAACAUAAGUCGCCACAAAAGCAGAGCACUGCGUCAGGUGCAGGCGAUGGUGCCACUGCAACUGCCAGUGGAAGUGGCGCAUCUGGCGCAAUGCAGCCACCAAAGCGCAUGCCGGCUAAUAUUAAACGAGCCACCUCAUCCUCAACUGCGGCACUGUCGUCAACAGUAUCUUUGGACAGCACAGCUGGAAAUGGGGCCGCUGGCACUAGCAACAGCAAGAAUGUGGCGAAGAAGAGCGCCGACCAGCCGUUGGCUAACAUGCGCGAGCGUCGUUCGGAUCAUGGACUUAAACGAAGCUUCAGCGGAGCAAGGCUAAGUGCACCGGAAAGUCGAAGCGCCACCUUGCCAAAACGCAAGCUCAGUGCAAAAGACAACGCAUCUCCCGCUGGAGCUCUGACCAAACGUCUGCGAUAUAGUGAUCAUGGAGUUGGCGGCAGCACUGUGACACGGAAUUCCACAAUUUCCAGCGGAAGCAACAAAAGCAAUAACAACCAUCAUUCACUGCCAAAUAGUAACAAACGGUUAAUAACUCGACGACGCUCUACAACGGAGCGCAAUAGCAACAUGAAGGCAAACAAUUCGGGAGGGGGUGGGAGCGGGGGCACAACGUCUGCGCAGGCGCAUGGACUGCGUACGCGACUCUCGAUGCCGGCCAAAUACGAGAGGCGCUGACACAAAUGUGACGGCUGACGUCCACAUCGAUAUAAAUGCCGUUGCCGCUCUUUUCGAUCGCUGGUAUACAAGUAACUCGAUAGCGCGACUUUCUGUUUUUCUGACGCACCUAAGCAACGUUUUUGCUGUUUGUGUUUGCAAUUGGGGCAAUGUUUUAAAAUUCAUUAUUAUUAUACAUACAAAAAUAUCAUCAGUUUUAUUAUAAUUAUUAUUUUGUGUGUAAAUUGAAAAGUUGGCACAUUUAGCCACUUAUAUAACAGCUUAUAGCGUUGAAAAUUUGUAAAAAAAAAAAAUUAAAGCAAAAAGUUUUCACUCGAUUAUGGAAUUACCCCCACUUACAUAAAUAAUAAUGUCAAAAAUGUGUAGUUAAUUUUGUAGAAUUUCGACGUCUAAAAGAAUACUUAAAAAUUGUUAAUACCAUGUUUCAUGCAACAAUUUUUGUGUUUUAUCCAAUGAUAUAAUACAUUUUUUAUAAUUACAUACUAUAUUAGUUAAAGUGACUAUUAUGACAAAAUCAUCAAAAAUAAUUACGUAUAUGUACAUUUUGGUCUCUAUAUUAUUAUUGGCCCAUUGAAGGCAUACUGAAAUUGUAAUUAGCGCAGAGUAUAUAACAAAAUUUUAAACCUAAGCGAGUCUAUUUUGUAAGUGACCUAAAAAUGAUGCGAGCUUAAUGGGCAAUUAAAACGCAAACACCCGA